AUGGCAACACGAACAUCAACACGAUCAACUAAAGCCGUUAAAUUUGUUGAUUCUGCUGAUGAUGAUGAAGGAGAAUUUGAUAAUUCAAGUGCAAUAAGAAUAAAAAAUGAACCAAAAAAAGCUAAAACUCGUGGUCGUACACGUCGAAAUCAAACAAACGAUGAUGAAGAUUGGGAUGCAAGAAAUGAACAAAGUGAAGAAGAUGAUGAAAAUGAUGAUGAGAGUAUCGAUAAUGGAGAUGUUACAAAAAAAUUUAAAACUAAUACUGUUAAUCGUUCGAUUGAUUCUGUUUAUGAUUUUGGAGAAAUGAGUAAUACAACAAGAAAAUGGUCAAAAACAACAACAACACCAACACCACAACGUAAUAGUACUGUUAGUGAUACAGGAAAAUCAAUGGAAAAAUUAAUGUGUUCAUAUUGUAAUUAUACAACAGCAAAAAAAUAUCUUCUUCAACGACAUUUAAAAUCUCAUUCAACUGAACGACCACAUAAAUGUGCUUAUUGUGAUCGAUCAUUUAAAACAACAAUACAAUUAACUAAUCAUGUUAAUACACAUUUAGGUGUUAAACCAUUUCAAUGCAAAUUUUGUUCAUUUUCAUUUACAACAAGUGGAGAACUUAUUCGGCAUGUUCGAUACAAACAUACACUUGAAAAACCACAUCGAUGUGACGAAUGUGGUUAUGCUACGGUUGAAUUAAGUAAAUUAAGACGACAUAUUCGUACACAUACAGGAGAAAAACCAUAUGCAUGUCCACAUUGUUCAUAUUGUAGUCCGGAUACGUUUAAACUUAAACGACAUUUACGUGUACAUACUGGAGAACGUCCAUAUCAAUGUACAAUUUGUAAUUUUCGUUUUACUCAAAGCAAUAGUUUAAAAGCUCAUAUGUUAACACAUCAAGCUGAAAAACCAUCAUUUCCUUGUUCAUAUUGUCCAUCUGUUAUGGCUCGAAAAUCUGAUCUUCGUUAUCAUAUUGGUAAACAACAUGCUCGUCAAUCCGAACCAUUAUCAUGUACUAAAUGUGAUGAAGAUUUUCCUGAUAAAUAUUCAUUACGUAUGCAUGGUAAAACUCAUAAAGGUCAAACAAUACAUUCAUGUACACAUUGUGAAUUUUCUGCUAAUACAAGUCAACAAUUAGAUGAUCAUAUGAAUAAACAUCGUGGUACACGUCCAUUCCAAUGUAGUGAAUGUGGUUUAAUGUUUGCAGCUCGUGCUGAUUUACGUGCACAUGUUACACGUACACAUAGAAAUGCUUUAACGCCAGCAAUAACAUCAACACCAACACCAACAACAACAAUAAAUUCUCCAACAACAACAAUAAACCAUCGUCCACAACGACGUGCUGCAUCAUUACAACAUCGUUUUAUAGGUGUAUCAUCAGGUGCUGACGAUGAUGAACAUCAAGAAGAUGAUUUUCAUUGUCCAAUAUGUCAUAGACAAUUUACAUCAGCACGUUUACUUGAUAGACAUACAUAUGCUGUACAUGAACCAAAACAAGAUUCAUAUGAUGAUAGAGAUUAUCAAACAAAUGAUAUUGAAGAUGAUGAUGAUGAUAUACAUGAUUAUGCUGAUGAUGAACUUGAAGAAAAACCAAAAAUAAAUAUGAAUAAUAAAAAUGAUAUUCAUAUAAAUCCAUUAAAAGUUGAAGAAGGUAUAACAGAUGAUGAACAAAUAAUAAAUGAAGAAGAACAUGAUUUAGCACCUAAUGUUGAAGAUAUAAUUGAAAAUAUUGAUGAUGAUGAUGAUGAUAAUAAUAAUUAUGAACAAAUACCAACAAUUAAAUCAAUAUCAUCAGCUAGUAAAAAACAAAUUGGAAUAAUAAGAAAAUUUGAUGAAAUUGAUGAUGAUGAUGAUUUAUCAAAUAAAAGAAAAUGUAAUAUAAUUCGAGCGUCAUUCAAAUCUAAUGAUGAUGAAAAACCUGAUUUUGAUGUAUUCGGUUUUGAUGGAUAA
Rotaria sordida is the source of this 1947-nucleotide messenger RNA. The record is from the annotation of a GenBank genome assembly. NCBI's taxonomy places the organism in Eukaryota, Metazoa, Rotifera, Eurotatoria, Philodinida, Philodinidae.